Messenger RNA from Radiomyces spectabilis, 1161 nucleotides. RefSeq names its product 2,3-diketo-5-methylthio-1-phosphopentane phosphatase. The record is from RefSeq and is a predicted model, not a curated record. Gene Ontology annotation, molecular function: acireductone synthase activity; magnesium ion binding. The transcript has 7 exons. NCBI's taxonomy places the organism in Eukaryota, Fungi, Mucoromycota, Mucoromycetes, Mucorales, Radiomycetaceae. The coding region runs from base 1 to 756 and encodes 251 amino acids.
AUGGCGUCGACUGAAUACAAUAGUGUUGUCCUUGAUAUUGAAGGCACCAUUACCCCCAUUACUUUUGUGAAGGAAGUUCUGUUUCCGUAUGUCACGCGUGGAUUAGAUGCAUUUCUCGAUCGUACUUGGGGAUCGGACGAUUUGAAAGAGUAUAUUCAGUUGUUGCGCGAGCAGGCUCACCAGGACGUGCAGAACAAGGUUUCGCCAGCCGCUGUUGAGAUUCCAACCGAGGAGAAAAGUUCGGCGGCUGAAGUAAAAGAUGCUGUCAAGAAAAACAUUCAGUGGCAAAUGGCAAUGGAUCGAAAAAUUGGAGCCCUGAAGGCUUUUCAAGGAUUCAUGUGGAGAGAAGGAUACAAGUCGGGGGAAUUACGUGGAGAAAUCUAUGACGAUGUUGUUCCUGCCUUGGAUCGAUGGUUGACCUCGAAAAAGAUCUACAUUUACUCCUCAGGCAGCGUGCCUGCGCAAAAGUUGCUUGUCGGCCAUUCCACCAAAGGUGAUUUGUCAAAAUACUUUUCCGGUUACUUUGACACCACAGUAGGAUUAAAAACCGAAGUCCAAUCCUACAAAGCCAUUGCCCAAGAAAUUGGCGAAACCGAUCCUCAACGCAUCUUGUUCGUAUCCGAUAACAUCAAAGAAAUCCAAGCUGCCAAAGAAGCUGGCUAUCAAGUGGUGAUUUCAGAUCGUCCCGGCAAUGCUCCUCUGGGACCCGAAAGUGCGGCCUUCCAAAUUGUCACCACCUUUGCGAAAAUCCAUUAAAGUUGGUCUUUCAGAUACAGACCUUUUUUUUUUUUUUUCUUUUGCCCCUUUUGUAACCUCUUCUUUUACCUUUUUUAAGCCUCUUUAUUUGCCUUUUGGUUUUUGCUUUUUCCCAUGUUUUCUUCGUCGGUGCUUGACUUGCCGACGCAUGUUGAGUCGGCAGAGUUGGGGUAUGGCAAAACGCUCGCCUUUAACACAGCGUCCACGAGUGUUCUCGGAUUCUUGAAGCAUUCUCUGAGCAUCAUUCUCGAUAACAACGACUCGAAACAAAUCUUUUACUUUUUGUUACUCAAUCUAUCGUAUAUGUUUGUUCAACUUGUCUAUGGUGUAUGGACAAACUCUCUCGGUCUCAUUUCAGAUGGUAAAUUUAUGAGCACAGUCAAUGCUUGUCAUGUCUUGUCGGUC